Messenger RNA from Diatraea saccharalis (sugarcane borer), 2408 nucleotides. Lineage: Eukaryota; Metazoa; Arthropoda; Insecta; Lepidoptera; Crambidae. The record is from the annotation of a GenBank genome assembly.
ACUCUUUUAAUCAAAGUAAUAAAGUGAACUGGUUUCAUUUUUCAAUAAAAUUUAUGCAAGUGCUAUAUUGCAAGUGUAAUAUUACGGAUAGCUCGUAUUUCUAAAGAUUCUCGACCAUGUCCUAAUAAUACUAGUAGAUAUCUAAGUGUUGUUUUAAUAUUUCAACAAAAAUGUACUCCAGCAAAGAUGCGGCAAAUCCGUCAUAUCCCACGCAGUGGGCCUUGAAUCCUAAUGCGUAUCAAAAUGUAGACUCGAGUCAAGUAGACUGGGCUGCUUUAGCUCAACAAUGGAUCGCUAUGAAAGAAGCGGCAGCGAUUGUGGAGGCGCCGCCACCACCGUCCCUCAAACCUGAUGCUGAAGAAGGUGAAGCACCGAUGGAAGUUGAAAAUCCUGAUAGUGCAGAACCAGCUGUUCCACCGGCACCUGAAUGGAACACAUCCACAAAUUCCUGGGGUAAUAAUUGGAACCAAUGGGGUUGGGGAUGGUCAGGGAGUGGUUCUGCUGACAACAAGCUAGCGGCUGAUCAAACAAUGGCCUUAAGGCAGAUGAUGGAUGGAUAUUCUGGGGACAGUAAUGCUGCCAUGCCAGGCUACACCACGGCUGGUGUGCCCACACCAACUUUCCAACACGGUUACUGGACAGCCCCUCAACCUUCAGAUGAUACCAGCAGUAGAGGUAGCAGUCAUAGCAGAGACAGAAGAUCAAAAAGCAGAAAUCGGGAUACUAAGCCAACAAGAACAGCAAGGAUGCCCAGAGAUAACAAAAUAGCGCCGGUGAUGCCUCCAGUAAUGGAGCCAAUAGUAAUGCCUACGCAGAUGCCCACACCAACGAUCGAUGCGGCUAAAAGACGACAAUUACCAGCUUGGAUCAGAGAGGGAUUAGAAAAAAUGGAACGUGAGAAGCAAAAAGCACUAGAACGGGAACAAGAGAAGAAAGCAAGGGAAGAAGCAGAGAAACUAAAGAAGCGAUUAGAAGAAGAAGAACUUGCGCGAUUAAAAGCAGAAGCCAGUGGACAGCCAAUACCACCACCUAAGAGCAAAUUUGAAUCUGAUUCAGAAGGAGAAGAUUCAGAAGAUAUUGAAGAAAAAGCUUCAUCACCUGUAGAAGCAUCGAAUGAAAGGGAAAUUCCGCAUGAAGAAACUCAUCAGGCCUUCAAGAGGAGUCGAGAGGAGAUAAUGCAGGAAGUGAUGUUAGCAGUCCGUCGCUCGCUAACAGAGAUCCUCCUAGAGGUGACCGACCAGGAGAUCCAAAUGGUGAGCCAGGAAGAAUUGGCCCGAUAUAACGCCGCCCAAGCGUCGCGCCUCAACGCCAUGAAGGCGAGCAAGUCGAAGGCACUCGCCGCUAUCGCCAGUGGGCUCGGACUGGGCGCGUACGAGAGUAGCAGCGAGGAGAGUGGGGGUGAAGACGAACAGAACGACAUUACUGAUCAACAAUUACAGGAUAUCAUCAAGCGAAAACGUCAAGAGUUCGAGCGGACGUCGCGCGAUAUAGAAGCGGAGGUGCGUCGCGCCGAGUUGCGCGAGUCUGGGGACGAGCCCGUCACGCCUGUAGCCAACACGCCGGAGAGACCGAGGAGAUCACAGAGUUCAGCGACCCCGCCUCCUUUGGAAAGUGAUACACCCGAAAAACUCCCUGAACGUCGUAUAUCAAGAGAUAAAAAAAGUAAUAAUAGUAAGCCUAAUGACAAACUUGAUGGUGUUAGAAAAUUAGAAGUCAUCCCUGAAGAGAAACCAAAGAAAUCAAGUAAACGAGAUUACACACCUAGUCCUCAAAAAAACAAUACCAAGAUUAAUAACAAAAAUAGUUCAACUUCUAGUGAUACAGAGGCAGAUUCUGCAUCGAGUUCUAGUGACUCAUCAUCAGAUAAUGAAUCUAUCCAAAAAAUAGAGACGAAACAAGUGAAAAAACGUAAAAGGCAAAACUCUAGUUCUAGUGAAUCACAUAAAAAAUCAAAAAGAGAUAAAUAUAAGAAUAAAUCGUACAAAAGUGAUGACAAAUACUCAAAAUCGAAACAUUAUGAUGACAGUGAAAGAUCCGAAAAAUCUAAGUCGAGAAGAAAAGAGGACUCUUACAGCAGACACAAGUCUUCUAGAAGUAGAGAUUAUGACAGAUCACAUAAAGACAAAUACAGAGAUGAUUCGGAAGAGGAGCGACCCAGGAAACGUACGAAGCGUUCCCGUUCGACGAGUUACGAAUCGAAAUCUGGACGCAGGAGAUUAUCGAGGGACAGGUCCGAGGAGCAUUCGCGUCGUCGCGACAGAAGAUCUUACGAUAGGGAAACGUCAAGGCGGGAUAGGUCAUACGACCGGUCCGGUCGUGACUACGACAAGCAUGAUAGGUAUGAGCGGUCUAGGGACUACGACCGGCGGCGUUCACGCAGCGGCAGCUACUCGCGGCAUCGACGAUGA